Adineta ricciae is the source of this 1653-nucleotide messenger RNA. Lineage: Eukaryota; Metazoa; Rotifera; Eurotatoria; Adinetida; Adinetidae. The record is from the annotation of a GenBank genome assembly.
AUGCGAAAAGUACCUGGUUUGCUCACGAUAGUUUUAUCGGUGAUUGCUUCACUCGAUGGAAAAUCUUUUUCCGAAAGCGGUCUACCAUCCAGAUAUCAUGUUAGCGGUGUUAUCCAAUUGCCCUAUGCAGAGAUCAGUGAACCAUUUGAAUCGUGGAUUGAUGUGACAUUAGGUUUUUCACGCAUUGACUAUUACGGUGGUGCAGCGAAGACUCUUCAACGCAAAGGCAAAAGUGAUCAAGAUUUCGGAGCUAAUUACAAGAUUGUACCCAUCUCAACUGAAGAAGUUCUCAAUCAACUCACUUGUUUUCAAUCCAAUGGUUCGGCAGAAGGAUCAGUCGACGUUCAACACACUGUUCCUGAUAUCAACUCAUUUGAAGAUCUAGGUCCAUCGGAAUGGCGCGGAAUCAAAUGUCAGAUGUAUCAAAGCAUCGAUCAGGUGGGUGAUAAACGAUCGACAUAUACAUAUUAUAUCAACGCCGAAACGAAACAUCCAGUUCACUAUGAAAUGUUUGGCUAUGACACAUUAAUUGGUUCACAUUUCGAUAAAUAUACCAUUGAUUAUUAUAAUUAUGAUGAAGAACCUAUUGAUGAAAGUCUCUUCCAUUUCACUGAUGAACUGAAAUGUAUACCCUUUCCGGAUUCGGACAAUGAACACACAUCGCCACGUGUUCUUUUUAAUCCGAUGAGUGAAUAUAUCAAUCGUCAUGGUGAAGACGAAUUGGAGUCGUCGUUUGAACAGUUUAAAAGAAAACAUAGCUAUCGAUAUAACGAUGAACAUGAACAUCGUCACCGUUUGAAAGUCUUUCGACACAAUAAUCGAUACGUCAAUGCAAAAAAUCGUGCAGGACUUUCAUACAAAAUGAAACUAAACAAAUUUGCUGAUCGAACUGAUGAAGAAUUGCGCGUACUUCGUGGUCGUCAACAUACAAAAGGUUAUAACGGUGGUCUUCCAUUUCCAGUCGAAGAAUUGACAAGUAGUAACGAAGCUCUACCGGAAUCGAUCGAUUGGCGUAUCAUGGGAGCAGUUACACCAGUUAAAGAUCAAGGUAUCUGCGGUUCAUGUUGGACUUUUGGUACAACAGGUGUUAUCGAAGGUGCUUAUUUCGUGAAACAUGGUUCCUCGAUUCGUUUGUCCGAACAAGAUUUAGUUGAUUGCUCAUGGGGUUUUGGAAAUAACGGCUGUGAUGGUGGUGAAGACUUUCGUGCCUAUCAGUUCAUCAUGAAACAUGGUGGUAUUGCAUACGAAGACUCCUAUGGACCGUAUUUACAAGAAGACAGCUUCUGUCACCAUGAUAUCGCUACAAAAGGCGCGAAAAUUCUUGGCUAUGUGAAUGUUACGGCAGAAAGUGAAGAAGCAUUGAAAAUCGCAAUUGCUAAGAAAGGACCCGUUUCUGUUGCCAUCGAUGCUGCUCAUAAAAGUUUUGUAUUCUACGCAAGCGGAGUUUACUAUGAACCAGACUGCGGUAGCAAACUCGAAAACUUAGAUCAUGCCGUCUUAGCUGUUGGUUAUGGAACAUUAAACGGUCAAGAUUAUUGGUUGGUCAAGAACUCAUGGUCAACUUAUUGGGGUAAUGAUGGCUACGUCUUAAUGGCACGAAAGAAUAACAAUUGCGGUGUGGCUACAGCAGCCACUUAUGUUAUCGUUGCAUAA